Messenger RNA from Gaeumannomyces tritici R3-111a-1, 1740 nucleotides. Its product is annotated as FAD binding domain-containing protein. The record is from RefSeq and is a predicted model, not a curated record. The coding region runs from base 1 to 1740 and encodes 579 amino acids. The transcript is spliced from 2 exons. NCBI's taxonomy places the organism in Eukaryota, Fungi, Ascomycota, Sordariomycetes, Magnaporthales, Magnaporthaceae.
AUGCCAGCGCCAGACGAGCCCAUCCAGACCGUCUUCGACGUGCUCAUCAUCGGCGCAGGGCCGGGCGGGCUGGCCAUGGCCUCGCGGCUGUGCGAACCCUCGCCCUCGGCCCUCUUCACCGACGAGGAGCACCAGCGGUACCACUGGAUCCGCAAGCACGGCAGCCGCAUGUCCCUCAAGCGGCGAAAGAGCGGCAGUGUGAUCCCCAAGCGAGGCGGCGGCGGCGAUUGCGAGAAGUGCGCAACGGCCAAGUCGCAGCAGCAGCGGCAGCCGGGCUACAAGAUGCUGGUCCUCGACGCCACUAGCGACAAUUGGCUCGGACGCUGGAAUGGGCUGUUUGGCGCCUUUCAGAUCUCGCACCUGCGCAGCCCCAUGUUCUUCCACAUCGACCCGGCGGACCGGGACGCGCUGCUGGCGAGGGCGUACGAGCGCGGCCAGCAGGACGAGCUUCUCGAGCUUCGCGGGUGCGUCGGCAAGGAGAUCAGCAAGCACUUGCGAAAGGCGAGGGCCUCGAGAAACCCGAGACGCCACUCCAUUGUCGAGAUCAACGAGCGGGAGAGAAAGGACUACUUCACUCCGCCCCAGUCGCUGUUCUCGGACCACUGUCAGAGCGUCGUGGACAGAUACGGGCUUCGGGACGGCGUUCUCCGCCACGAGAGCGUGCUGGACAUCGAGUACAGCUCUUUUCAGGACACCCAGGACGAUAAAAAGCUCUUCAAGGUCACGACGGAUAAAGGUGGCAUUCACUUCGCCAAGACGGUAGUUUUGGCGGUCGGUCCCGGCAACGAGCCCUGCAUCCCCAAGGACAUCGAUGGUCUACGCCACACGCUUGGAACCCCGCUCCCGCCGCGCAUAUGCCACGCCAUGAUGAUCAAGGGCGGCUUUCCAGACCCGUCGGUCGGCACCAUCAUCGCGGAGGGGAAGCGGCCGGCCAACGUGCUCGUCGUGGGCGGAGGGCUGACAUCGGCGCAGCUGACGGACCUCGCCAUCCGCCGCGGGGUCAGCAAGGUCUGGCACCUAGUGCGGGGUCGCAGUUGUCAGAUAAAGUACUUCGACGCGGACCUGGCCUGGGUGGGCAAGUACCGGAACGUGGAGCAGGCCAACUUCUGGGGCGCAGAGUCGGACGUGGAGCGCCUGCGCCUGAUCCGGGAGGCCAGGAGCGGCGGCAGCAUGACCCCGAUGUACCACAAGCGUCUCAAGGCUCAUGUGGCCGCGGGACGACUGGAACUGCGCACGGGAACCAAGGUGACGGCGGCGGAGUUCGACGAGGAGUCGCAGACGUGGACCGUGACGACCGAGCCGGCCCUCGAGGAGGGGGCCAGGAUGCCGGCCUUCGACUUCAUCUACUUCGCAACGGGUAUCGACGCCGACAUCGGCACACUACCUUUCCUCGACGGGCUCCGCCGGUCUUACCCAAUCGAAACGCAGGGCGGCCUCCCUUGCCUGAACGACGACCUGAUGUGGUGUGAGGGGGUACCUUUAUUCGUCACCGGCCGCUUUGCCGGCUUGCGGUUGGGUCCGUUCGCCACCAAUCUCGGCGGGGUAAGGACGGGGGCCGAGCGCAUCAGUUGGGCUAUCGAAGAGGUGCUCGAGGCAAGGAGGCGGGAAGGCGGUGACGGCCGUGACAGCAACGAUGCAGAGAGUGGUCUUUCGGAGGCUGAUAUCGACGAGCUCGACUUUGUCACUGGGCGGAACAACAUGUUCCGCAAGCUGAGCAUCGCGGAGGGUGAUGAGUGGUAG